Messenger RNA from Lachancea fermentati, 1626 nucleotides. Lineage: Eukaryota; Fungi; Ascomycota; Saccharomycetes; Saccharomycetales; Saccharomycetaceae. The record is from the annotation of a GenBank genome assembly.
AUGAAACUGCAAGUGUCUGGGGACUCCGGUAGCUCCGAUGGCUCCUCUUUUGUAAAUAGUGAUAAACUGCACGUUAACAUUGUGGAAAAUGGAAUAGAGGAUCGGAGUACCGAGCCCAUCAGAGGGAGAGUCAUCAAAUCACGUGACGUGGAUGCCACCCUGAGCUUUCUAAUCGAAAACGAUGCCGACGUACCUGACAUUAGUGAUGAGGAAGAGAAACAUUUGUCGAGAAAAGUAGUUUGGAUAAUCGUACCAUUAUGCGCAUUGGUUGAUUUUGUACUUUAUGCUGAUAAGGCCACUGCAUCGUAUACCUCUAUUUUUGGUAUGUGGGAUGAUACAAAUUUGGACCAAAAUAGGUAUAAUAACUCGACAACAUUAUUUUAUGUGGGAUACAUUUUGGGCCAAGUCAAUUUGAUUUUGCUUCAAAAAUUUCCCGUGGGACGUGUGGUAGCAGUCUUAAGCUUUUUAUGGUCCCUUAUUAUAUUUCUUCAUACUGUGGCCAGCAGUUAUCAAGGCGUGUACACCCUCAGAUUUUUUCUUGGUUUUGUUGAAGCGAUCGCUGUACCUGCUCUCAACGUCACAAUGAGCCAAUUUUUGACUGCAGAUGAAAAAAGCUGGACAGCUCCUUUAUUUUACACUACCUGCUUAGGAAACGAAAUAGUGAUUGGUUUUAUUGCCUUUGGGAUACUGCAUAUAAAGCCAAAAAUUGCUAUUUGGAAGCUAUUUAUGAUUGUAAUUGCAUCCAUAAGUCUUGUCGUUACGGGUUUGGUGUGUCUUUUAUUUCCAGACAACCCCACUAAUGCUAAGUUUCUAAGUUUGAAAGAAAAGGUCUGGGUAAUUAGGAGGGUUCAAAAAACCACAGGAUCGUCAAUUGAACAAAAGGUCAUCAAAAGAUAUCAAAUUGUUGAGGCGUUAAAAGAUCCUAUUUCUUGGCUGUUUUGCGCCUUCUUUUUCUGUAAUCAACUAUCAAACAAUCUUGUAUAUCAAGAGAAGAUAUUGUUCAAACAGCUUGGGGUUUCAACAUUAGGUUCCACUUUGGUUUCAGUAGCAUAUGGUGGCUUCUCUGUUACUUGUGCCAUCCUUGCGUCUAUUAUUAUGGGAAAGAAAAAUAAUGUAACAGCAUAUUCGGUAGUUUUUUGGUCUCUAUUCCCACUAGUUGGCAGUAUUUCAAUGGUUAGUCUUAACUGGGACAGAACUUAUGCACUGCUAGCCAUGAUCUGUCUUUGCGCGCCCAAGGGUAUUGCAUGGAUAUUGAUGUUUAGCUGGACUUCUACAUCAACUUCAGGCUAUACAAAAAAAAUGACUAGAAAUGCGCUGAUAAUGCUUUCAUAUGGAGUGUCCAAUAUAAUUGCACCACAAAUUUGGAGAGCAAAAGAUGGACCCCGAUACUAUCCUGCAUGGAUAAUCCAGAUUAUUUUUGCUUUUUUUUUGGCACCAUUAUCUGCGCUUACCAUUCGCUUUAUCUUGGCCAGAAGAAACAUGAGAAGAGCAAUUUCCCCAAAUGAAGAGGUCAUAGUUGGUGUGAUAGGAGGUAUGAGCAUAGAGUCUUCAUCACUAAUCAAGGGUAACAUCGCUCUUUUGGAUCUGACUGAUCUUGAAAAUGAGAAAUUUGUGUAUCCGCUUUGA